AAGCGAAACGUCAAAAUCAGUCGGUCGCCGAAUGCGGCGCGGCGUGUUGUCGCUUAGUCUAAUAAAUAUUUGAGAAUGGUGUAUUUUCCGGUGCGAAAGUGCUACCAGGCGGCCAAAUUGGUGUUGUUGGUUGUUUUGGUGGUGACAAUCUUGGCUCUGUUCGAGCAGUGGCGAGGUGGUAAGAGGAAUGCACAAGCGGAGUACUCGGAUCCAAUGGAGGCUGAAUACGAGAGACAGAUAUUAGAAGACGAGGCGAGAAUCAUCCCUGGGCUGGGCGAGGGCGGCGCCGCCGCGCACCUGCUCGGGGAAGAGAAGAAGCUGGGCGAGGAGUCUGAGAAAAAACUGGCCAUCAACGUGUACCUGAGCGACAGGAUACCGUACAACAGAACUUUGAAAGACUAUCGCAACCCAGCCUGCAAACGCGUAGUGUAUGAUGCUGAACUUCCGUCAGCCUCCGUCAUCCUGAUAUUCCACAAUGAGCCUUAUUCCGUAGUAGUAAGGACGAUAUGGAGUGUGGUGAACAGUGCGCGCCGCAGCCAGCCAUGGUAUAAGCACGCCAACUUUAUGGACCGACAGACUGGCAGAGUCACUACUGUGGGGUAUCCGGGCCAAGAUCCGAACUCGGAGUUCGUGUACCUGAAGGAGAUUAUCCUGGUGGACGACAACUCGACGCUGCCCGAGCUGAAGGGCAAGCUCAGCCAUUACGUGCGCACCCGGCUCCCGCCAGACCUCAUCCGGAUAUUGCGUCUGCCUGACCGUGUGGGGCUGACGCGGGCGCGGCUAGCUGGCGCGCGCUACGCCGUGGGCGACGUGCUCGUGUUCCUGGACUCGCACUGCGAGACGCAGCCCGACUGGUUGCGCCCGCUGCUGCAGACCAUGAAGGACGACCCGCACGCCGUCGUCGUCCCCAUCAUUGACGUCAUCGAGGCCAACAAUUUCUUCUACAGCGUGCUCGACACCAAAACAUUCCAGGUGGGCGGGUUCUCAUUCAUGGGCCACUUCACCUGGACGGAUGUACCGGAGCGUGAGAAGAAGCGAAGAGGCUCCGACAUAGCGCCAACCUGGUCCCCAACGAUGGCGGGCGGUCUGUUCGCAAUCAGCCGCACGUACUUCUGGGAGCUGGGCGCAUACGACGAGCAGAUGGGGGGUUGGGGAGGGGAGAACCUCGAGAUGUCAUUCAGGAUCUGGCAGUGCGGCGGCACGCUGGAGACGAUCCCGUGUUCCCGCGUGGGACACGUCUUCCGCAGCUUCCAUCCGUACGGGAUGCCCUCACACAUGGACACGCACGGCAUCAACACGGCGCGCAUGGCCGAGGUGUGGAUGGACGAGUACGCCGAGCUGUUCUACCUCCACCGACCCGACCUUAGGAACAACCCGAAAAUCGGCGACGUGACCCAUCGAAAGGUGUUGCGGGAGAAGUUAAAGUGCAAGAGCUUCCAAUGGUACUUGGACAACAUAUACAAGGAGAAGUUCGUGCCGGUCCGCGACGUGUACGGGUACGGGCGGUUCAAGAACGAGGCGUCCCGGCUGUGCCUGGACACGUUGCAGCGCGAGGGCGAGGCGGCGCCGCUCGGCUGCUACCCGUGCCACCCCGACCUGCAGGCCACGCAGUACUUCUCCUUCUCCUUGGCGGGGGAACUACGGGACGAGUUCAACUGCGCCGUCGUACAGACUGACAGACAGUCGUUGGGUCCGGGCACGUCCCGCGCGGUGGUGAUGUCAGCGUGCCACGGCGCGGGCCGCGAGCAGCGCUGGCGCCGGCUCAGCUCGGGCCAGCUGCAGCACGUGCGCACCGCGCUCUGUCUGCGCGCGCCGCCCGACAUCGGGGACGUGCAGGCUGACGUCUGCCGCCCCAACGCGCCCGACCAGAUCUGGACCAUCGACUACACCGAGGACAACAACUUCCACGCCAACGAUGUCAGGUUCGGUGCCGAGCGAGAGAAGCGACUGAACAGGCUGCGCGGGCAGAGACGUAUCUCCCGGUCCCUCCUGUCGUACUCGGAGCCCCGCUCCAACCUGCUGGAGGACGCGCAGCCCGGGGACUCCGCUAACGCCACCGUGCGACGACACGCGCAUAAGGGCAAGCACCGCAAGCGACACGGACGCAAGCGUCGCGGCAAGAAGCGAACCAAGAACAAGUUCAUACUGAAGAUAAUGCGGACCCUCAUGAACGGCACGGAGGAACACCUGGAGAUGGACAUCCACUGCAAGCACCGACAGCUCUACCCCAACAACACCUUCGUGCGCGACCUCGUCACCAUACUCAACGAUAAGAACGUUAAGGUGAUAAACAACGGUCGCGUGUUCGAGCGCAACAAGGUGACGGAGGUCCAGCAACAGGCGCAGAAGGUCCUCAAUAAGCUGGACAUCGAGCCCUCCCCGCCCUCCCCAUCCAGCUCGCCCCUCCGACACCAGCCCGGCUCCCAUGGGGGGAACCUCGCGCAGAUGCGGGAAGGGCAACAAGUAAAGCUGCGCCUGAAGAAGAACAAGUCCCACCCCGCCGUGCAGUCCGUCAUCACCCGCGAGCCCGCCAACGCCGCGCUCUCCCAUGGCGGGGGCCCGCGGGGGACUCACGGGGGCCAUCGAGGGGGGGACAACAAGAUCAUCAUCGAGGACUUCGUGGAGGUGAAACGACUCACCGUCAGCCCUCCUCCCAAGGAGGGGAUGGAGGGACAGUCACAGCACACCCACAAACGCAAACGCAAGAAGAACCGCGGCGCGUCCCGCUCGCGCCCGACCGCCUCCACCACCCCAGGCGCGACCUCCACCCCUCCCCCGCCGCCCCCCACUGCCAUGGUCCUCCCGGAGCCUGAGUCCCUCCACGAGCGACUCGCCGACAGUCGCUCCGAGGAACAUACUUCCAGCGACAAGGCCGACAAUUCCGCGGAGACGCCACUGCUCAGCGAUAGCAUGGAUCGCUCCGAUGGCCGCGAGGACUGGCCCGUCGGCGAGUCUCGGUACCGCAGCAAUCCGCAGCGACGCAGCAACGUUGACUCGCAGUCCGCCGAGCGCCCCGCCCCCAGCCAGCCCCGCCUCGAGCCCCACCUCGAGCCCCGCCUCGAGCCACGCCUCGAGCCCCGCCUCGAGCCCCGCCCCCCGCACCCACACACACACCAGGAGCCCGACAUACAGUACACGAGGGACGAUCCCCUGACGGCGUUCCAGCCGCCCGGAGGGGGGGACCAAGGGGGGGCGGCGCCCGUCAAGGUUGUCAUGCGGAGCAACCUCACCUUCAACCUCGGAGACGACUUCUUCGCCUGGAAGAAACGCACCGCCGACGAACUCGUGAACGACUUCCUCGGCGAGCUCGCCAUACCAUCGAGCAACAGCUCGCAGGCGACGCGCCCCUCUAGCGGCCAGCACUCCUCCUCGUCCUCCGACAGCAGCGGCGACUGACUACCGUGACCUCCUCACGACUCACUACACAGCAACGUUCCUUGUCGCGCGGACGACAUGUUACCUAAUACUACUGACGAUGAUAGAAUGUCAUCCGUUUGUCUAUUAGCUCGGAACCAAUAACCACAUUACGCCAUCGUUCUAUGAAGUUGCCGUUUCCGUAUGAAAGUGCCGUUUCCCUAUAAAAGUGCCGUUUAGCUUUGAAAGUGCCGUUGGCCUAUGAAAGUGCUUUUAAGAAACUGCAACUUUAUAGGGUCUAAAAUAAUUUAUUCGUAUAAAAUAUUUUUUGACGUCCAGUAACUUGUCGUGUUAUAUACAGGGUGUGUAACGUGACAUGUUAUAUACAGGGUGCUGCAUUUAUUGAUUGUGUAAGUUUAUCUCGUAAAAAACAAGUGUCGCUAGUGUCGAUAGCCAAAUGUUAAUAUUUCCGUGUAUUAGUAUAGUUUGUAGAUAUAGUGGGGAUGUUUUCUUCAGUAAUUUAAACCAGAUGAUGUAGCUAAGAUACUUUGACUUUUAUUGCCUUAGACUUAAAGUCAAUUUUUCAAUGGCACCGUGAGAAACACAUAUUACCUUUCUAUUAU
Spodoptera exigua (beet armyworm) is the source of this 3977-nucleotide messenger RNA. The record is from the annotation of a GenBank genome assembly. Lineage: Eukaryota; Metazoa; Arthropoda; Insecta; Lepidoptera; Noctuidae.